CCGGCCCCGGCGAGGGGGAAGGCGCCUGGAAAACGUUCUUCUUCUCCCUGGCCGGCCCGAGCGGGGGAACAGCGCUCCCAGGAUGCAGUUUGUGUCAACACGGCCGCAGCCUCAGCAGCUGGGCAUCCAGGGCCUGGGGCUGGACAGCGGGAGCUGGAGCUGGGCGCAGGCCCUGCCCCCGGAGGAGGUCUGCCACCAGGAGCCGGCGCUGCGCGGGGAAAUGGCCGAGGGAAUGCCGCCCAUGCAGGCUCAGGAAUGGGACAUGGAUGCCCGGCGACCGAUGCCUUUCCAGUUCCCGCCCUUCCCAGAUCGGGCCCCCGUCUUCCCCGACCGCAUGAUGCGAGAGCCCCAGCUGCCCACGGCGGAGAUCUCGCUCUGGACCGUGGUGGCCGCCAUCCAGGCUGUGGAGAGGAAGGUGGAUGCCCAGGCCAGCCAGCUGCUCAACCUGGAGGGGCGGACGGGGACAGCUGAGAAGAAGCUGGCCGACUGUGAGAAGACGGCCGUGGAGUUCGGGAACCACAUGGAGGGCAAGUGGGCCGUGCUGGGGACCCUGCUUCAGGAGUACGGGCUGCUGCAGAGGCGGCUGGAGAACAUGGAGAACCUGCUGAGGAACAGGAACUUCUGGAUCCUGCGGCUGCCCCCCGGCAGCAAGGGCGAGGUCCCCAAGGUUCCAGUGACUUUUGUGGACAUCGCUGUUUACUUCUCCGAGGACGAGUGGAAGAACCUGGACGAAUGGCAGAAGGAGCUUUACAACAACCUGGUUAAGGAGAACUACAAAACCCUGAUGUCCCUGGACUCGGAGGGACCCGUGUCCAAGCCGGAAGCCCCAUCUCAGGCUGAGCCUCGGGAAGAGCCCUGCGUGUGGGAGCAGCGUGACCCAGAAGAGAGAGAGAUCCUCAUGGAUCCAGACACAGGAGCAGAGCCCCUGGGGCCAGCACCAGAUGCAUCCUCUCAGGUGAAGCGGGAGGAGGCCCUGUGCGCCCGGGCUCAGCGGGGCCUGGAGGAGAGAGCCAUCCCCACGGAGUCCAUAACCGCAGAUUCGCCGGCGUCCGCCCAGGAUCUCCUGUCCCGGAUCAAACAGGAGGAGCCCCCGUGCGUGUGGGACCAGCAGGACUUGGCGGAGAGGGACAUCCCAACGGACCCCAACUCAGAGUCUCUGAUCUCCGCCCACGACAUCUUAUCAUGGAUAAAGCAGGAGGAGCAGCCGUACCCGUGGGGCCCACGCGACUCCAUGGACGGGGAGCUCGGGUUAGACUCUGGCCCCGGUGAGUGGGGCACCCAGCCGGGCCCCUGGGUAUUUGGUCCAGAGGGAUGGCUGCUAACCCAGCCUGCCCCCUUACAGGGUGAUGCUCUGUCGUGGCGGCCUUUCAAAGGUCUGUAUCAAAGCACUGUCCCCUUUCCUUUCGAGGAUGCAGGGGUGUUAGUUUCCUAGGGUUAUCUUAACAAAAUACUAGACAGUAUGGCUUGAAGCAGCAGGCAUUUAUUCUGAUAGUUCUGGAGGCCUGAAGUCUGAAGUCAGAGGGUUGGCACAGCCCUGCUCCCCCUGAAAGCUGUGGGAGACCCCGCCUUGCCUUGUCCUAGCUUCUGUGUUUGUUGGUGAUCUUUGCUGUCUUUUGGUGUGUGGAUGUAUCACCCUAACCUUCUGUCUUCACACCGUCUGUGUAUCUGUGUCUUGUAAGGGCAGGAGUCACAUUGUAUUAGGGGCUUGCCCUCCUCCAGUAUGACCUCAUCUUAACUAAUUCCCCCUGGAAAGAGCCUAUUUCCAAAGAAGGUCACACUCUGAACCACUGGGGGGAUCCAGAUUUUGACAUAUCUUCUUAGAGGGGAUAUGUUGCUGUUGUUCAGUUUCUAAGUCACGUUCAGCUCUUUGCGACCCCAU
This is a messenger RNA of Odocoileus virginianus texanus, 1879 nucleotides long. The record is from RefSeq and is a predicted model, not a curated record. Lineage: Eukaryota; Metazoa; Chordata; Mammalia; Artiodactyla; Cervidae.